AUGUUGUCUUGGGCACUCGCGCCGUUGCUGCUCGCUGGCUUGCAAGCCACCACCGUGAGCGCCAUCCCGAGUAUCUCGGCCGUCGGGUCCAAGUUCUUCUACGAGAACGGCACCCAAUUCUACAUCAAGGGUAUUGCUUAUCAGCUCACACCGGACGACCCACUGGUCGAUACUGCCCAAUGUAAGCGUGAUAUCGCCCGCAUGGCCGAGCUGGGCACCAACGCCAUUCGGGUGUACCAUGUGGACCCGAGCGCGGAUCACAAGGGCUGUAUGACGGCUCUGGCAGAUGCAGGAAUCCACCUGUUCGUGGAUCUCGAUACUUUCACCACUCAGAUCGAACAGACUAAUCCUCACUGGAAUGAGACUCAGUUUGAUCGCUUCAAGGAGGUUCUUGAUGAGUUCCAGCAGUACAAGAACACUGCCGGUGUUCUCGUCGGAAAUGAGGUCUUGACCACCCCCGAGGGCGUUCCCGCGGCUCCCUAUGUCUUGGCUGCUGCCCGUGAUGUGAAAGCCUACCGUGAUCAGAAGGGCUAUCGCGAGAUCCCCGUCGGUUACUCCGCAGCCGAUAUUGCUGAUUUGAGACCCAUGCUGCAGAACUACUUGGCGUGUUCCUCCAAUGCCUCCGAGCGCUUGGACUUCUACUCGCUGAAUGCAUACGAGUGGUGCGGAGACUCGACCUACUCGCUGUCUGGUUACAGCGCACUGCAGAAGAAUGCGACUGAUUACCCCAUUCCUAUCUUCUUCUCUGAGACUGGCUGUAACACCGUCAAGCCGCGUACUUUCGGGGACCAGUCCGCUAUCUUUGGUGACCAGAUGGCCGAUACUUGGUCUGGAUCCAUCAUCUACGAGUGGAUUGAGGAGACAAAUGACUACGGAUUGGUCAGCUACGGCGCUUCCGUCGACCCGUCAACUGCCACUGCCACUGACGUCCAGGACGGUUUCACUCGCCAGGGUACUCCAACCCCGAUCUCUCCCGAUUUCCAAAACCUCAAGUCUCAGUGGGCUAGCCUGAACCCAACCGGUGUUGCGCUGUCUGCCUACAAGAAGAGCGCCUCUAGCGCGUCUCUCGAGUGCCCUGCGUCGACCUCUGGUGGCUGGUCGAUCAACCCUAACUCGCCGCUUCCUACCCUGGGCCAGACCUACAAGAAGGGAGACGACGAGUACACUGCUACCACUACAGCCGGCGGAGCUAGCUCCACCGGCUCCUCCACCACUGCCUCUUCCACCAAGGGCGCUGCCAACGCAAUUGCCGCCACUUCGCCAGUCACCGAGCGUCUGCUCGCUGGCUCUCUUGUGCUCUCCGGCCUGGUUGGCGUUGUUGCCUUCUGGCUGUAA
Penicillium brevicompactum is the source of this 1335-nucleotide messenger RNA. RefSeq names its product putative 1,3-beta-glucanosyltransferase (gene gel6). Bases 1 to 1335 code for a protein of 444 amino acids. Gene Ontology annotation, biological process: fungal-type cell wall (1->3)-beta-D-glucan biosynthetic process. Gene Ontology annotation, cellular component: fungal-type cell wall; cytoplasm. The record is from RefSeq and is a predicted model, not a curated record. Lineage: Eukaryota; Fungi; Ascomycota; Eurotiomycetes; Eurotiales; Aspergillaceae. Gene Ontology annotation, molecular function: 1,3-beta-glucanosyltransferase activity. The transcript is spliced from 4 exons.